GUGGUGCUAUCAGCCACAGGAAGCACGGGUUUCCUCUGCUGUCUGGCCUGUGCUCUCGUCUGCUGCUGCUGCUGUUACGUCUCAUAGACCACGCUGGGUGUCCUGCCCACCUACUGCCUCACUUAUGGCCACAGAGAAGCCCAAGGUUUUGGUUCUGGGAGGAUGUGGCUUUAUUGGGCGACAUAUUGUGGCAGAGCUUGUGGUUAAAGAUGUAACCUCGACAUUAUGUGUAGUAGACAAGGUACCUCCUCAGAUUGCCUGGCUUAAUGAACAGCAAGCUAAAAUUUUCAAUGAUGAUGUUGUGACAUUCAGAAGUGCUAAUUUAAUUAAUCCAGCAUCAUGUGCAGCAGCAUUUGGAGAAGAGGAAUGGGACUGGGUUAUAAAUGCUGCUGGAGAAACAAAAACUGGACAGGUAGAGGCUGUGUAUCAGGAGGGAAUUGUUCGUCUCUCGACCAACUGUGCCAAUGAGGCAGCAAAGAGGAAAGUGAAGGUUUAUCUGGAAGUUUCUGCUGGAAGCAUGUUUUCUGAUGAAAAGGUAGCACACAAAGAGAGUGAUGACUGUAAUCCUUGGACUGUGACAUCAAAAUGCAAGCUUCAGGUAGAAAAGGAAAUCAAGAGUAUUCCGGACCUCAAUUGGAUUAUUUUACGACCUGCAAUAGUGUAUGGAGUGUCCGACAGGUUGGGCCUAACUCCACGUUUGGUAUUUGGAGCUGUUUACCGCCAUCUUGGUGAGACUAUGAAAAUGCUGUGGGAUGAAAACCUUAAAACCAAUACUGUUCAUGUAAAGGAUGUUGCAAGGGCCAUAUUGUGGCUGUGUCAAAAUGGAAAAACUGGCCAUAUAUAUAAUGUUGUGGAUGAUGCCAACACUAAACAAGGGGACAUAAGCAACAUUGUGUCAGACAUCUUCAAUAUUAAUCAUGAUUAUUAUGGAAAUACUUUGUCAUCAAUUGCUAAGACCGACACUACUGGACUUGUCAAUGAAAUAAAUGAGAAGCAUCUCAUUCCUUGGGCAGCCCUGUGCUCAGCUGGAGGUCUGGACAACACACCAUUGACUCCUUAUAUUGACCAGCAUUCUGUGCACCAUAACCAUCUACACCUUGAUGGGUCCAAACUUCGAGCAGAAGGCUUCACAUAUUCUGUACCAAAACCUAGUCGGGAAAAUCUACUAGAGGUGUUGAAGGAUUUUGUGACCAUGAAGAUCUUUCCAGCAAGUGCUCUACCGUCACAAUAACUGAGUGGUAAAACCCACCCAGUUAUAUGUAGUGAUAAGUGAUUUGGCUGCAAUAACAAACAUAACAAAUGUUUAGUGAGAGAGAGAGAUUACAGUGUACAUAAAGUAGUAUGAAGAAAAUGUGAGAGAACUGGAUAAAUUUUUAUACAGUCAUAAAGAUCAUUAGUUAGAGAACUAGGCAGACUAGAUAGCUGUGUGCUUGUAACACAUUUUAAGUACUCGAACUAAAACAGAUUUGAUGAUAUAUUUUAACCAUAUGUGGAAUAUCAUUACAGUAAUAGUAAAUUAUAAGGAGAUAUUGGGUUGAUGUAGAGUAGUUACCAUUCAUUAUAAUAACUUUAGAAAAAAGUAAACAAAAUGUCUGCCUUCAAAUUAGUUUGGCAACUUUAAAAGCGGUAAGACAAUUUUAAGUGUCAUAAUGACAUACAAACACAAUACCAGAAGCACUUUUUUGCUGCUUUUUUAUUGUUAUAUUCUUCUUAGUUUGAUCCUUAUUGUAGUAUAUUGCUAUUAAAGCCCUCUCCUUUAAAAAGACGAAUGAGAAGCAAAUGACCUUAAAUAAUUUUGGGAGUACUCUACAUAUAGUCAGUUUUUAAGAAGAAAAUAAUUACAGUUUCUAAUUUCAUUACAUUUUCCUCUUUGAUUAUAAUUGUAGAAUUUACAUUUUGAUGUAGUUUAUAAAGUGUACAGUACAAGAUAUUAAUUUCUUCAAUAAAUGGCAUAUGUUUGUUACACUUGAAUACAGUUUGUGAUAUGAUAUUGUAUAUGAUGUGGGAAACAGACUAUAGCCUCGUUGUUGUUUCAGUCUAAUAUUCAUAGCCAAGUAAUUUGCAGUAAUCUGAUGUUAGUCAUUUAUCCAAGAAAAUUGCUUGUGCAUCAAUGGAAAACAAAAUUUAAGUUAAUUUUUUUCAUUUCAAACUGAUCAUUUUGCUCUUAUAAUUUACCUCCCAUUCAAGAAAUUUGCACAAUUUGAACUCUUGAUUAAAAUUAUUGCUUUGCUAAGCAUGAUGGUGCUAGGUUGGAUCUGAAGGUGAUGUUGGCAUUCCUUUCUGGCUGACUUUAUGGUGUCUUUCAUUGCCUUUUCAUAAGAAUAAAUAUACAUAAAAGUAACAGGUAGAAAUGGCCAAUAGGGCUUCGGUGAUGUGAUGUAUUUUUAUAUAAAAAACAUGGACAAACACUUGCACAAAUUGAGAAGAUCCAGAGAUUGCCAUAGUUGCUCAAGGCUCAUUAAGGUAGUCAGCAGAGUGCUGUGAGCCAUUUCCCAUUGGCAACACUUCUCUGGAGUUUGUUUAUAGAGAAUAUCUCCGUGGUGAGCUGCUGCUUGGUGAUGCUUACCCUUGGUGAGCUUCCUCUUGGUGGCGUUUACCUGUGGUGAGCUUCCUCUUGGUGGCGUUUACCUGUGGUGAGCUUCCUCUUGGUGGCGUUUACCUGUGGUGAGCUUCCUCUUGGUGGCGUUUACCUGUGGUGAGCUUCCUCUUGGUGGCGUUUACCUGUGGUGAGCUUCCUCUUGGUGGCGUUUACCUGUGGUGAGCUUCCUCUUGGUGGCGUUUACCUGAGGUGAGUUUCCUCUUGGUGGCGUUUACCUGAGGAGAGCUUCCUCUUGGUAAUGUUUACCUUUCAUUUUCUUUAUGGUACGUGCAGUUUCUGUGAAGGAUUUCUUCCCCCAAUGACUGCACGAGUGGUAAUGUUGAGAGAUGCGUCACAGUGGUAUGUUGUUAUUUAUUUGGCAUGGCUUGGACUAGUUGCUGUUUUCAGUUGAUGCCUUUAGGGAGCUACAUUUUGGUGGUGUUGACUGUUGGUGAGCUGCAUUUUGGUGUGCUUUCUCUUGGUGACGUUCACUUUUGGCGAGCUUUCUCUGGUGUUGCUUCCAUUUCUGGACUUAUUAUGGAUAUAUUUCAGUAGAGAUUUCAUUCCUGGUGCUGCAUGCUUAACAUCUGGAAAGCAUUAUACCUUACCAUAAGCUAAGGUAAGGUAUAAUACUUUACCCUGGAGAUCAUUCUACUGAUAGUUCCUUUGGACUUGCCAAAUUGUGAUAUACAGUAUUUCUGUAGAUUGUCCUGGUAAUGAGUAUCUCUGAAGGUCUUCAGCUGAUUCUGCCCUUAGGAGGUCUUCCUGUACAUGUUCCUCUUGUGAUCUUACUAUGCGUUAUAUUUCCCAUUUGAGACCACUUAUUAACUCGUGCUCCCUUGGGACCACCUCACUAUUAACUAGUGCUCCCUUGAGACCACCUCACUAUUAACUCGUGCUCUCUUGGGACCACCUCACUAUUAACUAGUGCCCCCUUGAGACCACCUCACUAUUAACUCGUGCUCCCUUGGGACCACCUCACUAUUAACUCGUGCUCCCUUGGGACCACCUCACUACCUGUAUUAACUAGUGCCCCCUUGAGACCACCUCACUAUUAAUUCGUGCUCCCUUGGGACCACCUCACUAUUAAUUCGUGCUCCCUUGGGACCACCUCACUAUUAACUAGUGCCCCCUUGAGACCACCUCACUAUUAACUCGUGCUCCCUUGGGACCACCUCAUUAUUAACUCGUGCUCCCUUGGGACCACCUCAUUAUUAACUCGUGCUCCCUUGGGACCACCUCACUAUCAACUUGUGCUCCCUUGAGACCACCUCUCUAUUAACUCGUGUCCUCUUGGGACCACCUCAUUGUUAACUAGUACCACCGAUAACCCCCCCUUCCUCCCCUCCUUCCCCCAACACCCAUAUCUGGAGAGUUUUUUACAAGUAGCUCUUGCAUCUUUGAGGGGUUUCUGAUGUUGACAUUUUUCUUCGAAUAGCUUACAGCUUCUUUGUUGUCAUUUUACUUUUGGAGACUUUCCUACAGGUAACUCUUCCUUUUGCUGGGAAUCCUAUAAGCUACUUGGCUCUCCGAAGAACUUUUUACUUUUCUCUUUGUAGGGCAGUCUACAGGCAACUUGCUUUUGAAGAGCUUUCUACAAAUAACUUUUUUACUGCAGUACGUACUGGUUUCAUACUUAGUGUAAUUAUGUUUAUGAACUGCAAGCUGUACUGUGUUAAUAAUUUGCUAUGAAGUCUUUUUCUAAAGCUUUCUAGGUGCCAUUACAGAGCAUGUAAUAUAUUGAACAUGUUAUACUAAAGUGUUGUAUUUCUUUUAAUAUAUCUCCUGCAGUUUAAUUAACAGCUCUAAAUAAUUAUGUCUAUACUGCCAAGAGCCAUUGAGAUAUUACUUAAUAAGAUUUUACAUUUACGCUACUAAAGUCAUGAGUAGUAAUUCAUUUGACUUUUUCUUGAUGUGUGAGUCCUUUGAUAAUGUUUUGCUAUUUGUUGAGUAUAGUACUAAGGCUCUGGAUUGCCAUCUAGUACACUACUGCUUAAGAUGGGAAAUGUAUCUUAACAUUCCUUUAAGACAUUCUUGCAAAGUUUUGAGCAAACUUAUUGGCAAUAGUCAAAAGGCAUCUUAAUGUUGAGGACCCCAACAUACAUAUUUGACAUAUUUUUAAAGUGAUACACACAGGAAGCACUUCACAUCAAGUUAUAUGAAGUAGUUUGGCAUCGCAGUGUAUGGAUUGUGAGACUAGGAUUACUGUAUACAUAAUGCGUAUGUAGUGUAGCAAAUGGAUGGGGUUAUUUUUAUUAUCUCUCUUAAACUUUUCUUGUAUGCUUUUCUUCUUCCAGGCUGAAAAAUAAUUUUUUCUAUAUUUGAAGUGAAUUUGUCUAAAAGUUUGUGCAGUCAAGUGAUUGUGCUUGCGGGGGUUGAACUUUGACUCUUUGGUCUCGGUGUUGAUAAGCAGAUCUGUAAACAGUGAUGUUAGAAUACAGUUACUAAUUUUAUUAAGUAAGUUUUAUUCUAAAAUUGUAAUAUGUUCCAACAUUGAGUUGUAUAUUGCAAUAAUUAGGUAGGUGAUAUUCUACAUGAAGGAUAAAUUGAGUAAAUAUGUGCACUCGGUAUUUACAUUUAUAUUUUGCCAUAUAACUUAAGGUACUGUUAUUUCUUCACGAUUUCUAAUUAUAAGCACAAGUUUGAAGAUUAAUAAGCCAUAUCUUUAGUGGGAAUAAGGUUUUUUCUCUCAAGUAUUUGUGGUAAACAUAAUGUGAUUUCUAUCUAAGCAAAACAGUUUGACAUUGUGAAAUGUUUGUACGUUGUUGAACAGUAAAUAUUGAUUUAAACAAAAAUCUAUCUUCAUAAGUACUAAAAACUGCCGACAGAUUAAUUAACAAAGGUUACCCGGAUUUUACUGUUAUUAGAAAAAAGUUCUUUAUUUUUUAUAAUUAAACUAUAGUACUUAGUUGCCCAAUGGGUACGUGGCCAAAGAAUAUGAGAGAUUUUGAAUAGGUGUGUAAAUGAUGGUAAUGUAAAAUGAUGGUUCUUGGCUUUUUACCCAAGUACUCUUGGUCAUGUGUUUGACUUCGUGGGAGGACAGUAAUAUUACAAGGUUGAAUUGUCAAUGUAGCAAGUACUGUAUAUAUGUACUCUUAUGUAUACACUACAUAAGAAAUUUGCUGAAAUACUGUUCAAUGUUAGAUUGGCUAGAAAUUCAAAACUUCAAAUCCCACAAGGUGCAAAUGUAAAUGUUUAGGUGGAAAAACUAAACAAGAAUUUUUGAGUGAUUUAAGAGAAAUUUGUCACUUGAAAUAAUAAUGCAUUUUAUUUUCCGUUUCCUUGUGUGUCAAGGACUAUGGAGUGUACCUUGUAUUUAUCAAAUAUACAGUAGAGUUAGUUGGAACCAUUCAGCUCAGUUGAUUGUUUUAUGUUUUAAUCAUAUGGUUUGCUCAAACGAGGGUACUCUCAACUUUUAUUGAAAGUAUGAUAAUUUAGUAUGUAAUGAUAAAAGGACAACAGAGAUCUGAUAUAGCUUAAAUUCCUUAAAGUUAUCCUUUUAUUCUGGUACUAAAAACCAGCAAUUUCCAGUACUGUACCUAAUUUAAAAAAAAAAUGGUUUGCUGCAAUUUUUUUUUUUUACUUCAACUUUUCAAUGCCUCAUUUGUUUGAGGCAUUAAAAAUAAGUAAAUCCUUUUGAAUUUUCUUAAGCAAUACCAGUAAUAGCUAUAGAGUAUUAUAUAAUUGGUUUAUUAAUGUUUAUCAUUCUCUGAGCUUGAUAUUACAAAAUAAAGGUCAGUGUAAUGCUGAAAGAAUUUCUUCCCAAUGAUAGGUGACAUUCUGUGACAAAUGCUGGUAAGUAAUACUAUACAGUACAGUAUUACUAAAAGCUAAAUGUGUGAUAACAUGUGCCAUAGAAUACAACAGUGACAUUCCCUCAUCGUGAUAAUUUGCUGUGCCUUUGUGCUCGUGUCAUUGUCCGUGUUAAGCCUGUUUGAGAUCAUUCUUUGCUCUAAUUGAUAGUUGAAGUUCUUUGUGUACUUAAAUCUUGCUUUAAUAUAUUUUUUUCACUGCAUGUAAAAUAAUUGUAUGUAGUGUACUAGUAACUUGGUGUCCUAUGAAGACAUGUUGUCAAAGUGAUAUUAAUUUUGUCAAGUUGAAUCUCAAUUAUUAUUAUUACUGGGUAGUUUGCAUAUCUUGUUCAAGAGAAAAGUUUACUUGUCAUCGCUAUACACACUUCAUUUAGAUAUGGUAUUCACUAUGUAAUAAUUUUGUUAUUAAAUGUACCUUUAUUACCUAAAAAAUGGAAAUCUUCAAUAAAAUAAGAUUUACAAAUGAUUAUCUGUGUGUAGUAUAGUACCGAUACUUUUAACAUAAUUAAAAAUUUGUUGUAUGGUGCCCCUCUGAGGGUUAAAGUUGUGUUUAUUAGUAAGCUGCAACAUAAAUUCCUGAACUAAAUACCUCUUAUGCUAAAUGCUUGUCUUAGUCAUGUGAGAAAAUAUCUUUGACAUGCAACACUUUUCCUAUUACCUGUGAUUCCAUAUUUUUAAUGGUUUUGGACUAUAUAACUAUAGUACUGUAUGUAUAUUAUUGUAAUUUUUAACAAUGCCCAGUUCAUAUGCAUCACUGCCCCUAGCCAGUCAAAUCAAAGUUCAAUUGUGGAAAGGAGCAGUGCAUAUAAAAUUUAUAUAUAUAUAAUCUCAUUACAUACAUAAAUACACAUGCCAUUAAACACAACAGCAUUGACAUUAAUUUUCUUUUGGAUAUUUUCCUUCCUACACAAGUAUCUUCUACCCUCUGGAGGGUGAGGAAAUGCUAGAUCGAUUAAUCUUUCCAUUUUUACUGUUCGAUGUUUUGUCAGCAAUGUGACAUCUUCAGGAGUAUACUGUUGAACUGACAUAGAUAUACAGUACUAAGCUUGCAAGGAAAAAUCUGGACAUAUAUAUGUAUGGGUACACCUUGCCCCCUUAAUCGUAGAGAGCGGCAAAGGAUAGGGUAAGGUGAUUGUUGCCCGACUCCUGCUUAUAGCUGUCGGCCAGGUCUUGCAUCCUCCCUCUAGAUCAAUGGAGGACCGUUGAACAGCUGCAUGCUCGAAGUCGAAUUCAUCUGGAUGUUGAUUACUGGAGGUAGCUCCUGAAUGAACACAGCCUCAAGCAUACGAAGCCCCCUACGGUUGUCGGUGCGUGUGAUUACUGUCGUAGCUUUCACCAUGUCUUGGCGAUUCAGGAUGGUGUUGUGGUAUUGAGAAUGAUGUUGCUUAAUACAUCUGUCUUGCAAAUGAAGUGCAAGACAUCUACUCAAUGUAUUCGUGGUACAGUAUGUCCAAUGUAGCAUAUAUUUCAGAGUGCACAGUCUCCAGAGCUGCAUUUGUAUUGAUACACUGCCUCCUUUGACAAACUGAGGUGUACUAAUGUAGUAUAUCAAUACAAAUGCAGCUCUGGAGACUUUGCACUCCAAAUUAACAAGACCAUCACUUAAAGUUCCAAAUUCUGCCAUGGUAAGGAAGAGAAUCGGUAGUGGAGUUUGCAGUAUGACAAGUUUCUUUACUUGAAGUAUUGUUUUAAAUCUAUUAGUGAACUGUUUUCUUGUUAAUCUCUAGUCUUAAGUUAGAGCAAUGCAAUUUAAAUAAAAUGUGGCUUUAGA
This is a messenger RNA of Procambarus clarkii (red swamp crayfish), 8161 nucleotides long. RefSeq names its product dTDP-D-glucose 4,6-dehydratase. NCBI's taxonomy places the organism in Eukaryota, Metazoa, Arthropoda, Malacostraca, Decapoda, Cambaridae. The record is from RefSeq and is a predicted model, not a curated record.